Molecule: messenger RNA, 1170 nt
Organism: Notodromas monacha
Lineage: Eukaryota; Metazoa; Arthropoda; Ostracoda; Podocopida; Cyprididae
Source: the annotation of a GenBank genome assembly
AAAGCUAUCAGUUCUGCAGUGAGGAAGGCUGGAAUUUCGCAAUUGUUUGGAGUAGCUGGAGACAUCAAUGUUCAAGGAGAGGAGGUGAAAAAGCUGGAUGUAUUCUCCAAUGAGCUUUUCAUCAACUUACUCAGGUCUUCCUACACAACAUGUCUCCUGGUCUCAGAAGAGAAUGAGACUGUCAUUGAGGUGGAAACUGAGAGACAAGGAAAAUAUAUUGUCAUGUUUGACCCACUGGAUGGUUCUUCCAACAUUGACUGUCUGGUCUCCAUUGGAUCAAUUUUUGGGAUCUGGAAAAGAUCUCCAGAUGCUCAAGGACCACCUGUUGUCCAGGAAGCUCUACAGCCAGGAAGGAAAAUGGUGGCUGCUGGAUAUGCCCUGUAUGGCUCUGCCACCAUGAUGGUGGUGUCAGCUGGUGGAUCAGUCAAUGGAUUCAUGUUGGAUCCAGCUAUUGGUGAGUUUGUCCUCACAGAUGCUGACAUGAGAAUCAAGCCCAGAGGCAAAUUAUACAGUCUCAAUGAAGGAUAUGAGUCAUUGUGGGACCCUGCUGUUGUUGAGUACGUCAGGAGCCGCAAAUUCCCCAAGGAAGGAAAGCCAUAUGGUCAGCGAUAUGUUGGGUCAAUGGUGGCUGACGUUCACCGAACACUGAAAUACGGCGGUGUUUUUAUGUAUCCAGCUACGAAAGAUGCAUUGAAGGGGAAGCUGCGUCUGAUGUACGAAUGCAAUCCAAUGAGCUAUCUGAUGGAGAAUGCUGGAGGCAUGGCGACAACGGGGGAAAUGCCGAUCCUAGAUGUCGUUCCAACGUCAAUCCACCAGCGCUGUCCAAUUGUGCUGGGCUCUAAAGAAGACGUGGAAGACUACAUUGAAAUAGUCAAGAAACACAAGCAGUAGUGUGAAACAAACACUCCUUCAUGAUGGUAUCUCUAAAUGUCACUUGGUUAAAAAAAAAAAAGUAAGGAAGCAAGUCAGCUGGUGACCAGUGGGUGCCUUCUUUUUUUUGGCUGGAGAAUCUGAUGUUAUCUUAAUCGAGUUUUUCUCGGAAUCCUGGAGAGAAAAAAAAAACUUCCGAGCUGGUUAUAGGGGUUUGUUGUCGUGCUUUUUUUUGUGCUGCGCUUGUCUUUAGAAAUUUAAUCAAAAGGUGUGGAAUGAAGCCGGGAAAUCUGAUUGUUU